AUGGGCGUCGAUUACUAUAACAUACUCAGGUUAUCGAGGAACGCGACGGAGGAGGACGUGAAGAAGUCGUACAAGCGGCUGGCCAUGAAGUGGCACCCGGACAAGAACGCCGUGAACGCGGCGGAGGCCGAGGCGAAGUUCAAGCAGAUUAGCGAGGCCUACGACGUCCUGGGCCACCCCGAGAAGCGGCAGAUCUACGAUCUGUACGGCGAGGAGGGGCUCAAGUCCGGCAUGUACCCGCCGCCGGGGUCCAAGGACAGGGAUUUCGGCGGCGGAGGGGGCGGGAGGGGGUUUAGCUUGGAGGAGCUGUAUAAGGGGUCGAGGAGGAAGAUGAAGAUAUCCAGAGUUGUACUUGAUGCUUCAGGCAAGCUAACCACUGUCGAGGAAGUAUUGGCCAUACACAUCAAGCCCGGCUGGAAAAAGGGCACGAAGAUCACAUUUCCCGAUAAGGGCAACCAAAAGGACGGUUUUGCCCCUGGGGACCUUAUUUUCAUCGUGGAAGAAAAGCCACAUCCCGUUUACAGAAGGGAUGGCAAUGAUCUAAUAACCCAUCAAAGAAUAUCUCUGCUCGAUGCCCUCACGGGAAAGACACUGAACAUCACGACUUUAGAUGGUCGCAAUUUAACCGUGCAAGUGGCAGAUAUCGUCAAGCCCGGAUAUGAAAUGUUGAUACCAAAUGAAGGGAUGCCGAUUUCGAAAGAGCCCGGUAAAAACGGUGAUUUGAGGAUUAAGUUUGAUAUUAAGUUCCCGUCGAGGCUUAGUUCCGAGCAAAAAUCGGACUUGAGGAGGGUUCUCGGGAGGUCGAGUGGUUAA
Striga hermonthica is the source of this 813-nucleotide messenger RNA. The record is from the annotation of a GenBank genome assembly. NCBI's taxonomy places the organism in Eukaryota, Viridiplantae, Streptophyta, Magnoliopsida, Lamiales, Orobanchaceae.